AGUCAGUCCAGUUCCAGUGGUGUAAAAUCUUCAGGUGACGAUCUGUUAUCAGGUUACUGAGCUCCGCUAUGGCUGACACAUCCUCACUGGUGGACCCGAAGAGAAUGACAAAGGCGGAGAGAACUUCCCUGUCAAGAUGGCGGCUCCUUUGACUCUACUUUUGCUCGUAGCCGUUACUAUCCGCGCCGCUCUGUUCAGAUCCAGUUUAUCGGAGUUAAUUGCGGAGAGGGUGGAGGUGGUGUCGCCGUUAACCGCCUGGAAGAGAGUGAUUGAAGGUUUGGCUCUGCUGGAUCUGGGAGUCUCACCGUACUCUGGAGAUGUUUUCCAUGAGACUCCUCUCAUCAUUUACCUCUUUCACUUUGUGGUGGACUAUGCUGAGAUAACAUUCAUGUUGGCGGAUGUGAUCACUGCCGUGGCGCUCUACCUGGCAGUGAAAGACUACAACAAACAAGUGUUCAGAAAGCAGAAGUUUGCUUUGGAGGCAGACCGCUACCCCCUCGACUGUCUGGAGCUCAUCAGAAGCCCCAAAGAAAUGUACUACAUCCCUCUGAAAGUGGCCAUGUUUUACCUGUUGAACCCGUUCACCAUCCUGUCCUGUGUCGCCAAGUCAACCUGCGGUCUGAACAACGCCGUGAUCGCCCUCUUCAUCCUCUCUACGAUAAAGGGAAAUGUUUUGCUCAGUGCCAUAUUUCUCUCCUUGGCCACGUAUCAGUCCAUCUAUCCUCUCACUCUGUGCGCUCCAGCUCUGCUCUAUCUGAUGCAGCGACAGUACAUCCCUGUGAACUUUCGGCGGGCCAGUUUCUGGUGGUUCAUCGUGCAGUACGCCUUCAUGUACCUGGGCAGCCUCUUCGUCAUCAUCUGCCUCUCCUUCUUCCUGCUCGGCUCAUGGGAUUACCUGCCCUCCGUCUAUGGCUUCAUCCUCUCAGUCCCGGACCUGACCCCCAACAUCGGCCUCUUCUGGUAUUUCUUCGCCGAGAUGUUUGAACACUUCCGCCUCUUCUUCCUCUGCGUCUUCCAGAUCAAUGUCUUCUUCUACACCAUCCCUCUGUCCAUCAAACUCAAGGAACAUCCGGUGUUUCUGAUCUUCAUGCAGCUGGCUGUGAUCUCCAUCUUUAAGUCUUACCCCACAGUGGGAGACAUCGCCCUCUACCUGGCCUUCCUCCCUGUCUGGAGUCACCUGCACAGAUUCUUGAGGAACAUCUUCCUGGUGUCCUGCGUCCUGUUGGCGUGUUCGGCUCUGUUCCCGGUCCUCUGGCACCUCUGGAUCUACGCCGGCAGCGCCAACUCCAACUUCUACUACGCCAUAACACUGCUGUUCAAUGUGGCGCAGAUUCUGCUGGUGUCUGAUUAUUUCUACGCCUUCUUGAGGAGGGAGCACCACCUCACCUAUGGUCUGUACCUGAAGAGGAAAGACGGCUCUGAGGCGACACUAGUUCUUAAAUAAAACACAAACACACACUCGCACAGUCUUUAUCAGGACAGAACAAACUGCUCGAGGUCUCACUUUUCCUCAAAGCGAACAAACACAAACUGAGGAGGAUUUAAAACCUCGAGCUGGUUCUCAGACACAUGCAGAGAACAUUUGUCUGGUACAACUUCAUAUGCAAACAACAGAACUACAUCAUACUACACAACAGACACAUGCAGGAUGUAGAAAUCUGACUCCUGCUGUGUGAAACAGCAACUAAACAUCCUCUUCUCCUCUGGAGCGCUCUUAUUUUGAAGCCUUGCUCCACCUGGACCUUCAACGAUUGGUGGGUGCUUUUAUUUUGAAGCCUCCCUCUACCUUGCAGCCAUCCUAGAAGAGUUUUAUUUUGAAGUUCUGUUUAUCCUGCAGCUCACUCUUGGACAGCUUUUAUUUUGAAGCACCAGCUCUCAUGUGGUGUCCCUGUGGAGGGCUUUUAUUUUGAAGUCAACACAAGAAAAUCCUAAAAAUGUGGGAAAACGUCCACUAAUGUGAUAAUACCCAGCUCUCCCACACACAUUUGUGUUGUUUCAUGUUUACCUGAUUAUAUUUGUGUUGACACUGGUACUCGUUUUGGCGGGAAAAACAAGAGGAAAUCAUUUUUUUAAAGGAUCUUUCUGGAAGUCUACAAAUGUCUUUAUCUUUCCCACCACUUUCCUUUAUUUCACGCUGUUUAAUCAUUAAUUAACAAACACCAGAUCGUCAGUGUUGCAUCUCAUCUAAAGUGAAAACCAGUCGAACCAGUCCUAACCUCAUUAUCGUGCAUGAAACAGUAGCGCUACCUGAGACAGCGACCGCUUCAUCUGCCUUUUAAACAAAGAUAUUUGUCUGAAAAUAAGUUGUGAUCCUGAUCACUCGACCUCAGACAGUUUCUGUUUGUACAGAGAGCAUGACGGAUAAAAAAAGACCGUGAACGUGUUUUAAACAACUGCAGUUCAGGAUUUGUGGAGAGCAGAAACCAAGUUUAGGGAGCUAUUUGUUAGUUUUUGUUAUCACUACGUAGCUAACGUUAGCAUUAGCAGCUGUUGCAAAUUUAUAAUCAAACCUCAUUCGUUUGCUCACUAAGAGCUGUGGAACUCAACAUCAUUGUUUUCCAUCUGUUCAUUUCUUCUGCUGAAGUUAGCAUGCUAACAAGCUAGCUCUGGUAGUCUCAUCACUUUCCGAUAGCAACUCUCUGUAGCAUCCAGUCUGUCCCGGAGAAAUGAGGCAUUUUCUCAAGCAUAUUCAGAAGACAUAUUCUAACCUCUGGUGUUAUGAAAGCAAAGAUGGCUGAAGCUCUUGGCGAGCGACCAUCACCGCCACCCGCCUCCGACCAGAAGCUACGUUUAGCGGCAGAGAAAGCUCACAAAAAUCAUUUCAUCAACAGUACCCAAAAAUCAAACUUGAACGCCAUCGCUCUUGUUUUUCCUGUCUUUCCAUUGAAUCACCUUUCGAGAACUUCAUACCAAAAAUAAAAAAACAUGUCUGUCUGUAGUAGAAGCUGCUGCAUUCAGUGCAUCUGCUUCAAAAUCAUCCGUGAAAUAAGCCUUAAACAGCCGUAGAAGUGUUGAGACAGAAAUUUAAAGAUUGUUUAUAUAUAAAUUUAUUUUAUGUUACCCUCAGUGACCACUUUAUUAGGUAUACCUCUAUGAUUGUAGGUAAUCUGUUACAACUGUUCAGCUCUACUUUUAUGUAAUAUGAAGUUAAAGUUGGUCUCCAGUUUAUUAAAAGAUGUUUCUAGUACUCCCUCAGUAAAAGAUAGAUAAUUCACCUUUUUCACCUCUUUGACAGUGUCUAAUAAGAAAAUUACAGACAUCAGAAAAGUCUGUUUUAUGGUUAUAUGAGAUUGUACAGGUGUACCUAAUAAAGUGAUCACUGAGUACAUGAGAUGAUAUGAAGUCCACAGAUGAAUGUUUUUCUUUGGUGAUUGAUUUCUUACGGCCUCUGUGUGAAAAUAACAAUUUUAAUCAACAACAAAUUUCACAAAAUGCUAAUUUAUGGUUUGUAAUUAUUUACAGAUCUAAAAUAAUUUCAACAUCAGACGAGAAUUAUGAGCAAAAAAAGAUUAUUAUAGAUCGACUUUGAUGUGAAAUGAGAAACUGACUGAGUCCAGUUACGAUCAGAGUCUGUUUCUUCUCCCAUGCUUCUUAAACGUCUCGUCAGAAGGUCGAUUUUGAUACCAAUGUUUGAAAAUUAAUUUUUGAUUUAUUUAUUUCCUGCACUGAAAACUUUUCCUUUUUUUUAAUUUGCUUUUUUUUCUUUUAAAUCUCAGAAAAAAAGAGGAGCUCUUCUGUUUUUGAUACUGUAAAUAUGUAUUAAUGUGUUUUGUUACAGAUAUUAAAGUGCAGGGGUUGAAAGGGACGAUGUUAUGUUCGAUGAAUGAGUGAACACGUUAUAAAUGAUGAUUAAUAAACUUGAGGUGUUGGGUUA
This is a messenger RNA of Lates calcarifer (barramundi perch), 3874 nucleotides long. It is a transcript of the gene pigu, whose product is annotated as phosphatidylinositol glycan anchor biosynthesis, class U. The record is from RefSeq and is a predicted model, not a curated record. Bases 137 to 1444 code for a protein of 435 amino acids. Lineage: Eukaryota; Metazoa; Chordata; Actinopteri; Centropomidae. Gene Ontology annotation, biological process: attachment of GPI anchor to protein; protein localization to cell surface. The transcript has 13 exons. Gene Ontology annotation, cellular component: membrane; GPI-anchor transamidase complex.